This is a messenger RNA of Effrenium voratum, 737 nucleotides long. The record is from the annotation of a GenBank genome assembly. NCBI's taxonomy places the organism in Eukaryota, Dinophyceae, Suessiales, Symbiodiniaceae.
ACUCAGCGCCGGGCUGCAAUGGGAUUUGCGGGCUGCGCUAUUUCCUCGUCAGACACAGGUUCGUAGCUGGCGCAGGAUAAGGCCUGGCCGCUCGCCAAGCGGAGGCUUCGCAACCUGUCAGGGGCCAAGAUGCUGGAUGAACUUGAGUCUGAGCUCUUCUACGGCGCGCACCAGGGGAGUGUUGCUGCCUGUGCAAGGGCGGUGGCGCAAGGUGUGGACGUGAACGUCCGCACCAAGGCAGACCUUGACAGUGUCGGUGUCGGCGCCACUGCUUUGCACGUGACAGCUGUCCGGGGCCAUGAGGACGUGGCAGCCGGUUUGCUGCGGGCAAAGGCGGAUGCCCUGGCCCUCUCAGGCCGCGGGGAGACGCCAGUGCAGCUGGCUGCAAGGAACGGCCACGUGGAGGUGGUGAAGGUGUUGCGCGCCGCUGGCGCAGUUCCUCUGCAGGCUGAGGGCAUCUCAAAGCUGAUGGGGCAAGCGCCAGCAUCUUGGCGCGAUGGGCAGCGCAAGAAGUUGCGACGAGCCCUGGGUGACGACAGGAGAAGGUAGCCACUGUCAUCGUUCUCACCGUCAGGGCAAGAGGCAGAAGGUGGACUUUUUCCUCGCCCUGCUGCUUUCUUUCGCUGACCCAGCGAUAGCCGCCGCGCGUGUUGCUUUGCCAGGGCAGGGGCAACACCCAGGACAUGUGAAUGGCAGAAAACAAGCGCGGACGACUUGCGGGGGCGGGGAGUGCCGGC